Panicum virgatum (switchgrass) is the source of this 546-nucleotide messenger RNA. Its product is annotated as F-box protein At5g03970. Bases 1 to 546 code for a protein of 181 amino acids. The transcript has a single exon. Lineage: Eukaryota; Viridiplantae; Streptophyta; Magnoliopsida; Poales; Poaceae. The record is from RefSeq and is a predicted model, not a curated record. Gene Ontology annotation, molecular function: protein binding.
AUGCGGCGGAUCCGCUCCAGCUCGCCGCCGCCGCCGCCACCAGCAGCGGCGUUGGCUACCUUGCCGGACGGCGAUGACAUACUCGUGGAGAUCCUCCUCCGUCUCCCGCCGCAGCCCUCAUCCCUCCCGCGUGCCUCCCUCGUCUGCAAGCGCUGGCUCCGCCUCCUCUCCGACCCUUGGUUCCACCGCCGCUUCCGCGCAUUCCACCGCCGGAACCCCCAGCUCCUCGGUUUCUUUGUUGGAGGUAUCGACGACGGCCUUCACUUCAUGCCGACGGUGGAUCCACCCGACCGCAUCCCCUCCACGCGCCUCUCCCGCACGCCGCAGCACCGCGGCGAGCGCUGUAGUUUCCUCUGCUGCCGCCACUGCCUCGCCCUACUCCUCAACCGUACGCGCCUCGAGGUCACCGUGUGGGACCCUGUCACCAGAGACCAGCGCCGCGUUGCCGUCCCGCCGGAGAAUUCAAACAGCGAAGGCCCCAAAUUUGUCCGCCAUGGUGCGCUGCUCUACGAGGACGGCAGGUGCCACUCGAAGCCUUCAAGGUAG